Messenger RNA from Neodiprion virginianus, 5526 nucleotides. RefSeq names its product protein ECT2 (gene pbl). Gene Ontology annotation, biological process: nervous system development; mitotic cytokinesis; activation of GTPase activity. Gene Ontology annotation, cellular component: cell cortex; nucleus. The transcript is spliced from 17 exons. The record is from RefSeq and is a predicted model, not a curated record. Bases 311 to 4246 code for a protein of 1311 amino acids. Gene Ontology annotation, molecular function: GTPase activator activity; guanyl-nucleotide exchange factor activity. Lineage: Eukaryota; Metazoa; Arthropoda; Insecta; Hymenoptera; Diprionidae.
GCGAGAACUGGAAUUAACGGAAAUUAGGCUGUAACGGCGGUAAAAACGGGUGAACUACGAAGAGAGGGGGAAAUUUGAAUAAAAUUGUAAUCGAUCAGGAAUAAAGAGAAGAGAAUAAACAAUAUAAAAAGAGGAGGAAGAAAAAGGGAGAAACAGAAGGCGCGAAGAAACAGGCGACGGACUUCUUAUUUUCGGGCAGCCGUAAAAACGACUGCGAAAUAAACGCCGUCGUACCUGACGUUGUGUUGUGCUGUUCUCUCUCUACACGUUGACGACCCCGCCACCUCGACGCGCGAUUACUACUGCCAAAAUGGAAGAGCAAAGCGUGCACAGCAGUACCAGUGAUAUAAAUAGUGAAGAGGCGGCCGCCACCGAACCUCUGAUCAUACCGAGAAAAAAACGAAUAUGUCUCGUCGGAAGUACAGGAGAAGAUCCGGCCCUUGGAGCUGCUGCUCAACAGUUCAGCGUUCCUGUACUGAAGUCAGAACAAGGGACGGAGUACGUCGAAGACACAACUUACUGCACCUAUUACAUACUAAGCAAAUUCGAGGGAGCAGAUUACGACACUCUCCACAAAACAGCUCACAGAAUACUAGGACCAACGGCGCUUCUCCAGCUGGCGGAGAAGAAAGAGUCCCUGCCAAGUAUCAACAGGCCGAUGUACACCCAAUCGAUGCUGGGAACGAUUGUUGUUUUCACCGGUUUUAGAAAAAAGGAAGAAUUGACCAGACUGAUAAACAUGAUUCACAACAUGGGUGGCAGCAUAAGGAAGGAUAUGGGAAACAAAGUGACACACCUUAUUGCCAAUUGCUGUGGGGGAGACAAAUACAGGUAUGCCAUUACCUUUAGGAUUCCAAUUAUGUCCUCGGAUUGGGUGCUUGAACUUUGGAAUGCGAGGGACGACGUUGCGAGCAGCAGUUCCAACGACAAACUGAUCGCAGAUUACAAACUUAAGCCAUUCUUUGGAGCGAAGGUGUGUUUCUUCGGUUUUCCCGACGACGAAAAGACGCACAUGUACGAAGUGCUUCAGCAACAAGGCGGGGAACCGGCUGAAAUCGACGAUCCAAACUGCACGCAUGUGGUGACUAACAAUGAUGGCGGCCAGACGAGUACUUUGGAUAAAUCGAGAGCCUCUUGGUAUCGAUCAUACUCAAAACAAGAGUUUAGAUCGCUGACCUCUGAAAGAUCAUGUGACAUUGAAUCAAGCCAGAACUUUUCAUUUGUCUAUUACAACCCUUACACAAAUGAGAAAAUACCAAACUCUUGUCCGAGUUCAAUAUCUUCAAUACAUUCGCAGCGCUGUUGCAACUGCCUCUGUCAUUUUUGCUUCUGCAAUUACAACUGCGAAAAAAAUUCAACCAUGGUCAGGCGCAAAAGGCGGGCUGAUGAUUCUUCGUCUUCGCCUCGAGAUGAUUCGACAAUGGAAAAAUUCUGCGUCACAGGAUUUCCCAAAACCUCAAAACAUUGCCAGCGACAUCGCGCGCCCAAACAUCCUCGAUAUGAUUCUGCCAUAUCUUUGAACGACAGUUCAAUCGACGGAGGCGGAAAUUAUCAUUCGGAUGACUCUGGUUAUUCAGCAUUGAAUUCUUUGGGAUCAAGCAUGUUGAAUUUGACCCAACUCUCUCUUUCUCAGGCUUUUGAUAAUCCCACCAAUCUUAGUUUCGCCUCGAUUCGCUCUCCAUCUCGGAUUUUUUCCACUGUCAAAAAUUUGUCCAAGCAGUCUAGAAGAUUUCUUACUCCCAGGCGAUAUGUUUUAUUGAAAAGACACAGCUCUUGUGUCUCUGAAUCGACACAAACUGCGAGGCUCUAUUCGAAUCAGAAUAAAAAAAUCUUCAGAAUCUAUUCCCACCCAAAUUUAUCCCGGAAUUCUUGCUCCGAGGAAUCGCCCCGUCUAUUACGGAAGAACAACAGUUUUUCAAGUCUACGUGACAUUGGCAACAAUUCUUAUACCUCUUGGGCUUUCAAUGUCUACCCUAAACGGGAUAAAAUUCAGAAAAAUUCUUGCUGCUGCUGUUGCAGCAGAGAACGAUAUCUUGUGAAUUAUUUUCGUCGUAUGUUUGGCAUAAAAUUCUAUUCUGGUCUAUUUGAAUCAAAAUCAAGUCUGCGAAAUGGGGCUGCGAAAUGUACAAGCUCGGUUCCAUCAGCAUUCAGCUAUUCAAAUGACCUUAAAAAUCGGGCAAACGGAGCUGGCGAAAAAACGAAGAGGGAUCACGAGAAGCCAGACAAUUCGGUCGUCGAUGAAUCCAACGUCAAUUCGCUGCCUGACUUGGCCUCUGUGAGAGCCCACAUAGUAAAGGCUGAAUGGUUUUGGACCUCGGUCCAAAAUGAAGGCGCCGCAUAUGAGAAAGAUUACCUCUUCGAAGAUUAUUUGGAGUCUGUAAUGUCCCCGAUGGCGAUGGCGAGGAGGGACAGUCAGGCAGCAACGCCUAGAACCGCUUCGACGAAAAGAAAGCGCAAGAGAAUGGCCGAAACUUUAUGUAGUCUGGUACAAAACGGUGCUGAUUCGCCGGCAGUUCAUAAACGACGGUCGAGUAUCAGUGACGCUGGUCAUCUCAGCGUAAGUGGCAGCUUUCUUGACUGCACUUCGAGUCCCGACAAACAAUUGGAUGCAAUUCCAGAGGUUGAAGCGGUGAGCACAGAAGCGGGAAGGAAAAAUCUCUCGCCUAGGCAUCAAGUUUUCCUUGAGCUAGUUACAACGGAGUCAAACUACGUGGGAAUCCUCAGUACGAUUAUGACGCUGUUCAAAGAACCGCUUGAGGACUUGAUAGAAAUGAGCGGCGAAUUGUUGAACAGCACCGAAGCGAAGAUAAUAUUUGGCAACUUUCCACCGAUUUACGAAGUGCAUAAAAAGAUGCUCGAGGAGCUCAGGUAUAACGCUUCUCACUGGGCAGAAGACGUCAGCAUAGGGAAUAUAUUUUUAAAGUACGCGCCUGACUUGGUCAAGGCAUAUCCGCCGUACGUUAAUUUCUUCGAGAAUACAAAGGAAAUGCUCGAUCAGUGCGAUCAGAACAAACCGCGCUUUCACGCCUUCCUCAAAAUAUGCCAAACCAAGCCCGAAUGUGGCAGGCAGAGCCUUAAGGAACUUCUUAUCAAGCCUGUUCAGAGGCUACCCAGUAUUAGCUUAUUGUUAAACGAUAUUCUUAAGCACACAAGUAAAAGCAAUCCUGACCACAGUGCGUUGGAAUUGUCGAUAAGUAGUAUAAAAGAAGUAAUGACUUAUAUAAACGAGGACAAGAGAAAAACGGAAGGGCAAUUAGUGAUGUUUGACAUAUUUAACGACAUUGAUAAUUGCCCAGCUCAUUUAGUAUCUUCACAUCGUUCUUUCAUUGGCAAAUGCGAAGUGAUGGAAUUGGGCGAAGGUUUGAGCGGGCGAGGCGAUCAUCUCGUCCUGUUCCUCUUCACCGACACUUUGGAAAUAUGCAAGAAACGCUCAAAAGCUUUCAAUUCCCUGAAAAGUCCGAAGGAAGCCAAUGGUCUUCAUCCCACUAAACUUAGCCAAGGAAAACCGUACAAACAUAUAAGAAUGCUCUCCCUUAGCACGAUAAAAAAGGUCGUCGAUAUUCGCGAAACUGACGAAUGUCAGAAGGUGUUCGCGCUGAUGGUGAGAAGUAAUCAAGAGUUGAAGGAGAAAUUAUUUUCAUUUACGAUAACUGACGAGGAAGUAAAUAAAACUAAUUAUCUCAGAACACUCUGCCGGCAAAUGGCUAAUUCCGUUUGCAAAGCAGACGCAGACACAUUUUUAAUCAGUUUGGAUUCUCAUCAGCUUGAAAUUGACACGAGCGACGUAGCCUUAGGAACUUUAAGUAAAGCAUUUAAGAGCCUAUUUCAUAACUUUUACCUGGAGUAUAUGGACCCGUAUGUGUUCCUACUCAAUAGCAUGUGUGAAACCACGUUACAUGUCCCACUGCCGUUUGCUUCACGUACAAGGAUGAAAGUCGGAAGGGCAUUUAGCUUUAACAAAACGCCGAGUAAAUUGAAGAGGGCAAUGUCGACGAUGAUGUCGCCGUUUGGAUCGACCAACAGUCUCACGCCUGCCAGCCAACAACUUGCCCAGAUGCGGUUAGCCAGCUGUAAUAACAUUAACGAAUUGGGUAACGGCGGAUCAGGAUCGCCGACGAGAGACGAAGUAUUGGUAGCUCCUAUGUCUGUGCAACCCACGAGAAAGGCGAAAUGCAGUUCACUCAGCAUGGCGUCGUUGAGAAGAAACUGUUCAGAGGAAGUUGUUCAGGACAAGUCCGAGCUCUGAGGUACAGUAUAAUAUCCGCUCCAUUAUUAUUCACGAUUAAUUAAAUAUCCAGACGCGCGGUUAUUGACAUCCUUAAACUCGGAAGAUGCGAUUUUGCGAUGGUCAAAAUGUACAAUAACCUGCCGUAUAUAAUUAUAGAAGCUCUUUUUUCGUCAGUUACUUUACUCUUGUAAUGAUUCGAUGUCGCGAAAUGAAAGUUUGACAGCUUGCGUGACGUUUUCGGUGCCUUUGUUUUCGUUAAAUUCACUCAAAACGAUUAGCUAUCACCAACUCCUGGUACUAUUAUCGGUUAACGAUAAGAUUUGAAUAAUAUCUUGCAUCCCCUUCGUUUUCGUUAUCUUCUUUUUAAAGGCAGAAUUUUUUUUUUUUUUUUAACCGUAUUUUAUCAAAGAUAAUACACCUCGACAGAAUGGCCAGCGGUGCUGUACAUUUGCCAAAAAUAUUCAUCAAUGACAGCCGCAAACAAGAACGACAACGUUGAGUUAUAUCUGGUGCAUGGAGAUACAUACCUCUUAAAUAUUACUAGUACCGUAAAAAUAAUAUUAGUAGUAGUAGUAGUAGUAGUGAUAAUAAUAAUGAUAAUAAUAAUAAUACCAACAACAAUAAUAAUAAUCGAAAUGUCGGAUCGAAUUUUUUCGCAUUAUAAAUAUAGAGCGAAAAUAGCAUGUACGCGAGAAAAGGAACAAGAAAACUGAGAACAUAAAUAUGUGAAAGUAACUUGAAAACGUGAUUGAAUCACAAACGAAGACAAUCACAAACGAUAAUAAUAAUUAUUACUGUUAUUUAGUUCCAUCGAUAUUAUUAUUAUUGUUACUGUUGUUGUUGUCAUUAUCCAAGUUACCUGUAGUUAUGGCGAAAAAUAAUAACAAUAUCAACAGGCAAGACAAAGGUGGGAAUGAAAUGAUAUUUGUUAGAAAAAGAACGUACUUUGUAAUAAUUUAUUGUUUGUAAGAUACAUUGGAAUAUUGGUACAGUAUAUACAUAGUGUGUAUUAUAUAUUAUAAUUAUGAUGUAUAUACAUAUAAUAGUUCUGACCCGGUGUUGAAUAUUUAAAAUUAAAAUCUAUAACUAUAACCUACAUUUAGAUGAUAAUGCGGUAAUGAUGAUAAUGAGUGAAUAAAUCUAUAGAUUAAUUACAUACCGGUGAGCGUAAUGAACGGCAGCCUCGUGUGAUAUUGUUUCUAUGAUAAGUAUGUAGUUCGACAAAUGUUGUAUGACGACGAUGAUGAUAGUAAUAAUGAAGGUAAUAAAGAAAAAAGUGGAGAAAAAAAAAAAAAAAA